UGUCGUUUUCGGUUUUGCGCUUUUUGUGGUGAGUUUGUGAGAGUGAACCCUUGAUUUUGUGUUUUAUCCGUUAAAGGAAGGAUAUACACGCCUAAAUUAUUGGAAUGAUUGUUUAUUUUUGAGAACCUGGAAGUAUAAGGUGUACAGUAAAAAUGGCAGCGCUCAGACAUCAAGCAGCGGCAGCAUUGCUUGAUUUCAAUCAGAAGUUGGACAUAAAUCUCUUGGAUAGUGUGGUUGUUAGUAUGUAUGCUGGGAAUGGAGAGACACAGAGGAUAGCACAAGAAGUUUUAACAACUUUGAAAGAACAUCCGGACGCUUGGACAAGAGUCGAUACUAUACUGGAGUAUUCAACAAACCAGCAAACCAAAUAUUACGCCCUGCAAAUAUUAGAACAAGUUAUUAAAACACGAUGGAAGGUUUUACCAAGGAAUCAGUGUGAGGGAAUUAAAAAAUAUAUCGUUUCUCUUAUAAUAAAAACAAGUUCGGACUCAGAAACGUUAGAAGCUAAUAAAACCUACCUUAAUAAAUUAAAUAUGAUAUUAGUUCAAGUCUUAAAAAGAGAGUGGCCUAGAAAUUGGGAAAGUUUUAUUCCCGACAUUGUAGGAGCGAGUAAAACUAAUGAGAGUUUAUGUCAGAAUAACAUGAUUAUAUUAAAAUUGCUAAGUGAAGAACUGUUUGAUUUUUCCUCUGGACAGAUCACACAAACCAAGGCGAAGCAUUUGAAAGAUACAAUGUGUUCUGAAUUUUCAGCGAUCUUUCACUUAUGCCAGUUUGUACUUGAAAAUUCGCAGAAUCCCCCUCUUGUUAACGCUACCUUGGAAACUCUACUCCGGUUCCUAAAUUGGAUUCCUCUCGGAUACAUAUUUGAGACAAAGCUAAUAAAUACACUUAUAUUUAAAUUCCUCCCUGUACCCCUGUUCCGUAAUGUUACUCUGAAAUGUCUAACAGAAAUAGCUGGUGUUACUGUAAGUAAUUAUGAUGAUAUGUUUGUUAAUUUGUUCUCUCAAACGAUGGCCCAAUUAGAAGCGAUGCUUCCUCUACAAACUGACAUUAAAACGGCUUAUGCUUGCGGCCAGGACCAAGAGCAGAAUUUCAUUCAAAACCUCGCUUUGUUCCUUUGUACAUUUUUGAAAGAACAUGGUAACAUUGCUGAAAACCAAAUAGAAACUCUAAGGAAUGCUUUACGCUACCUGGUAUUGAUUUCUGAGGUAGAGGAGGUUGAAAUAUUUAAGAUUUGUUUGGAAUAUUGGAACAGCUUGGCUUCCGAGUUGUACCGUGAGAUGCCUUGUGCCGGUGCUCAGCUGAUAUUCUUCGGUAAUGCUCGACGAGCCUUAUACCAAGAAGUAUUGAAUAAAGUGAGGUACAUCAUGAUUUCUCGAAUGGCGAAGCCAGAAGAAGUAUUAGUUGUUGAGAAUGACAAUGGAGAGGUUGUAAGGGAGUUUAUGAAGGACACGGAUUCUAUUAACUUGUAUAAGAAUAUGCGUGAAACCCUUGUGUAUUUAACUCAUCUAGAUUAUGCAGAUACGGAAAGGAUUAUGACGAAUAAACUACAGAAUCAAGUGAAUGGGACCGAGUGGUCUUGGAAGAAUUUGAACACGCUUUGCUGGGCUAUUGGCAGUAUUUCUGGAGCGAUGCAUGAAGAAGAUGAGAAGAGGUUUCUGGUGACGGUUAUUAAGGACUUACUAGGUCUGUGUGAGCAGAAACGUGGUAAAGACAAUAAAGCCAUCAUCGCCUCAAAUAUCAUGUACGUUGUCGGUCAGUAUCCCCGCUUUCUAAGGGCCCACUGGAAAUUUUUGAAAACCGUUGUAAAUAAAUUGUUUGAAUUCAUGCAUGAGACUCACGAUGGUGUACAGGACAUGGCAUGCGAUACUUUUAUUAAGAUUGCGAUGAAAUGCAGACGGCAUUUUGUUACAACUCAAAUCGGUGAGACCUGCCCCUUCAUCGAGGAUAUACUAGCUUCGAUUUCUACAAUUAUCUGCGACCUGCAACAGCAGCAAGUGCAUACUUUCUACGAAGCCGUAGGGUACAUGAUAUCAGCACAGGUCGACAACGCCACACAAGAAGCCUUAAUUGAAAAAUAUAUGUUGCUUCCAAAUCAGGUUUGGGACGAUAUCAUCAGUCAAGCUAGUAAAAACGUGGAUAUUUUAAAGGAGAUUGAAAUAGUAAAACAACUUGCGAGUAUACUAAAAACUAACGUUAGGGCUUGCAAAGCUUUAAAUCACGCCUAUGUUCUUCAGCUUGGACGCAUCUACCUAGACAUGUUGAAUGUUUACAAAGUUAUGUCAGAAAAUAUAACAGCAGCAAUUCAACUGAACGGGGAAGCCGUUACAAAGCAGCCUCUUAUAAAAUCAAUGAGGGUUGUCAAAAAAGAGACGUUAAAGCUCAUUUCCGAUUGGAUAUCCAGAUCGAGCGAUAGCGGCAUGGUUCUUGACAAUUUUAUUCCUCCCUUCUUGGAUGCUGUCCUUUUGGACUACCAGAGGACACAGGUGCCAUCCGCUAGGGAACCCGAGGUGUUGAGCGCCAUAGCCACGAUCGUUAAUAAGCUUGAGAAUCACAUUACGUUGGAGGUACCAAAAAUCUUCGACGCGGUGUUCGAAUGCACCUUGGAGAUGAUCAACAAGGAUUUCGAGGAGUACCCGGAGCACAGGACAAACUUCUUCUUGCUGCUCCAGGCGGUUAACAACCAUUGCUUUGCCGCCUUCCUUAACAUCCCGCCUACACAAUUCAAACUGGUGCUGGACAGUAUCAUCUGGGCAUUCAAGCAUACGAUGAGAAAUGUGGCCGACACCGGCCUCCAGAUCCUCCUUAAACUCCUACAAAACGUCGAACAGCACGAGACUGCAGCUCCCAGCUUCUAUCAAACUUACCUGACGGACAUCCUCCAACACGUAUUCUCUGUGGUGACGGACACCUCGCACACAGCUGGCCUGUCGAUGCACGCCACUAUCUUGGCGUACAUUUUUUCACUGGUCGAGGCGGGAAGGGUGAACUGCCAGCUGGGACCGACGCCGGACAAUGUGUUGUUUAUACAGGAGUUCACAGCCACUUUGCUCAGGUCUGCGUUCCCACACCUAACCGACAACCAGAUCAAGAUCAUGGUGCAAGGCAUGUUCAACCUGGAUCAGGACAUCCCUGGCUUCAAGGAGCAUCUGCGGGACUUCUUGGUGCAAAUUAGGGAAUACACCGGCGAGGAUGACACAGAUCUGUUCCUAGAAGAGCGCGAGAAGGCGUUGCAGGCCGCGCAAGCGGAAAAGCGCCGCAUCCAGCUCUCCGUGCCGGGCAUACUGAAUCCGCAUGAGGUGCCCGAGGAAAUGCAAGAUUAGCAGCCAACGUUCCCCUUGUAGAGAACUGUAAUUAAUCUAAAUAUUAUUUAGACGGAUAUUUUUCUAUUUGUAUCAUCGUAAUCCUUGGAUUAAGAGUAGAAAUACAAUCUACCAGUGUAAAUGUGUUUUGUGCAUCCCCCUGGCUGAGAUGCUUUUAAUUUUUUUAUAUUAUAUUUUUUUUAAUGAUUACCUUGUUCCUUUCUUUCUUCUACUGUGUAUAGACCACGUGUUAAUUAGAUGGAAUAAAUUUAAAUUGCCUGUAAUAUAAAUUUAUUUUUCAGCUUUCGAUUCUCCGAUUUUACUUUUGGGAACGCAUGUGACUGUAAAUUUACUAAAAUUGUAUAAAUAAUUGUCUCUUAACAUGUUUCCUGUACAGACAUGUAUUGAUUGAUGAUUUUCUUAUCGAUUUGGCACAAAACACAACCCUUUGUAUUUUUUACGCCCUCUGAUCGAUUGUGAUUUUUUUUUGGUUUGAAUGUAUGAUUGGCUGUUGAUGUGUAUUUAAAUCAGUUUAGGUGAAGAACAUUUAGGAACAGUUAUGUUUGAUACACUGCUCGUUAAAAAUGCGAUUGUUUUCUAAUAAAAAUAAAAUAUUGAAAUAUAUAACA
Messenger RNA from Anoplophora glabripennis (Asian longhorned beetle), 3931 nucleotides. RefSeq names its product exportin-1. The transcript is spliced from 6 exons. The record is from RefSeq and is a predicted model, not a curated record. NCBI's taxonomy places the organism in Eukaryota, Metazoa, Arthropoda, Insecta, Coleoptera, Cerambycidae. Gene Ontology annotation, cellular component: nucleus; cytoplasm. The coding region runs from base 153 to 3323 and encodes 1056 amino acids. Gene Ontology annotation, molecular function: nuclear export signal receptor activity; small GTPase binding. Gene Ontology annotation, biological process: protein export from nucleus; ribosomal small subunit export from nucleus; ribosomal large subunit export from nucleus.